GCUUCUUAAGCAGUAGGCUGUUGGGUUUUGAUCCCUCCCAGAACACUUGAGUUUUGCUCUUCAAGUGUAUAUAAAACCUGCUUUAUCUGCACACCUAAGAAUAAAAGGUAAUGGAGACUGAACAACCGGAGGAGACCUUUACUAACACAGAGACAAAUGGCAAACGUCCUGCAGAAGAUAUGGAAGAAGAACAGGCCUUCAAAAGAUCUCGGAAUACAGAUGAGAUGGUUGAAUUACGCAUCUUGCUUCAAAGCAAAAAUGCUGGAGCAGUGAUUGGAAAAGGUGGCAAAAAUAUUAAGGCACUUCGUACAGAUUACAAUGCCAGUGUUUCAGUCCCAGACAGCAGUGGCCCCGAGCGCAUCUUGAGUAUAAGUGCAGAUACAGAGACAAUUGGAGAAAUCUUGAAGAAGAUUAUCCCUACUUUAGAAGAGUAUCAACACUACAAAGGUAGCGACUUUGACUGUGAAUUAAGACUUCUAAUUCACCAAAGUCUAGCAGGAGGAAUUAUUGGUGUCAAGGGUGCUAAAAUCAAAGAACUCAGAGAGAACACUCAGACCACUAUUAAGCUCUUCCAAGAGUGUUGUCCUCAUUCCACUGACAGAGUGGUGCUUAUUGGUGGAAAACCUGAUAGAGUUGUGGAAUGUAUCAAGAUUAUCUUGGAUCUUAUCUCUGAGUCUCCAAUUAAAGGACGGGCCCAGCCUUAUGAUCCCAAUUUCUAUGAUGAAACAUAUGACUAUGGUGGCUUCACAAUGAUGUUUGAUGAUAGAAGGGGACGUCCAGUAGGCUUUCCAAUGCGUGGAAGGGGAGGCUUUGAUCGAAUGCCUCCUGGUCGUGGUGGACGACCUAUGCCUCCAUCAAGAAGAGAUUAUGAUGAUAUGAGCCCUCGCAGAGGACCUCCACCGCCUCUGCCAGGUCGUGGUGGCAGAGGUGGCAGCAGAGCUCGUAAUCUUCCUCUUCCUCCUCCACCACCUCCUCGUGGCGGAGAUCUUAUGUCUUAUGACCGAAGGGGUAGACCUGGAGACCGUUAUGAUGGAAUGAUGAUGCAGUGUCAUGUGGAUGCUUGUGAUGACAUGCAGCCACCAGAGUUGUUUGAGGGUGGCUCUGGAUAUGACUAUUCUUACACAGGGGGCCGUGGUUCAUAUGGAGAUCUUGGUGGACCCAUCAUCACAACACAAGUAACGAUUCCCAAAGAUUUGGCAGGAUCUAUUAUUGGAAAGGGAGGCCAGAGAAUCAAACAAAUACGUCAUGAGUCAGGAGCUUCAAUCAAAAUUGAUGAACCACUAGAAGGCUCAGAAGAUCGAAUAAUAACAAUUACAGGAACACAGGACCAGAUACAAAAUGCUCAGUAUUUACUGCAGAACAGUGUGAAGCAGUAUUCUGGAAAGUUUUUCUAAGACUAGUGAAGAACUGAAGGAGUCCUGCACCUUUUUUUUUUCUUUUUUUUUUUUUUUUUAAUAUCUGCUUCUGUUUAAAAAGCCAACAUUCCUCUGCUUCAUAGGUGU
Molecule: messenger RNA, 1502 nt
Organism: Charadrius vociferus (killdeer)
Lineage: Eukaryota; Metazoa; Chordata; Aves; Charadriiformes; Charadriidae
Product: heterogeneous nuclear ribonucleoprotein K-like
Exons: 15
Coding region: 111-1394 (427 amino acids)
Biological process (GO): regulation of mRNA splicing, via spliceosome; regulation of transcription by RNA polymerase II
Cellular component (GO): nucleus; cytoplasm
Molecular function (GO): mRNA binding
Source: RefSeq, a predicted model, not a curated record